AUGGUGUAUGCGAUGCCAGCAAGUGCAGCAGCAGCAGUGCAACAACAGCAACAACACGCGCGCACAAUGGACACUUUAUCACCUGUGAGUGCUUUUUUCGCCGAGAGAGCAUUUCACAACAAUGCAACCGCCACAACCUACCGCAGCGGCUACAGCAGUAAUGACAACAGCGACGAUUUCGACGGUGGUAGUGGUGCCGGUGGCAGCCACAUUGUUAGUGACAAAGUGCUUGUAAAUGAUAAUUUCUCUUUAAAUAGUAAUUUAAAUACAAAUCGAAAUAGUAGCCAUAGUAGUAACUACAGUGAAAGUGAGCAACAGCAGCAAGAAGAAGCACCCCCUUCAACAGAGGAUCUGCCAAAAAGCAGUCGAGCGCAAAGUGCCUCCGCUUUAGGUGCUAAUGCGAGCAGCAAACGCUCAAGUGCCAGCGUUGGGAGUGAUCGCAGUGCGAGCGCAAGUCAUGAGCCUGCGCCACACGCACCACUAACUUCACGCGGCGAUCUAUUGCACAGUGCGCAACGCAUCAAAAUGCUGAAUUUGAUAUCGAAUAAGCGCAAGCGUAAAAAAUUCAGCGAUGAGAGCAGCGGCAAUGAAGCUACUGCGUCUGCUGUUGAUGCCGCUGUGGUAGCAAGCGGCAGCAACACCGUCAUAACACAUCACAGCGCAACCACCGAUCGUCAGGCUCGAUCAAGUGAUGCGGCCGACGAUAUCACCAGAACCACCACCGCCAACACACCACUCAGUUUUAGUGAAAAUAGUAUUAGCAAUAAAUAUUUAAUUAAAAAUAAUAAUUUAAAUAAUCAAAAUCAACAAAUAGCCGUGGCGCCAAAACGAACGUUAAAUAAACUCGAAACUACUACAACCGCAACAGCAACAACUAGCAGUAAUAAACUUAAAGCUAAUAUAAAAAAUGAUAACUAUAUUAACUACAUUGAAGAGGAGGCAGUGGAGGAGGGGGAGGAUGUGCACUCUACCGUUAGUAAUGAUUAUCAGGAUGAGAGCAGCAGCUCUACAAGCCUUCCCUACUCCUUCACAGCGGCGCCGCUCUCUGCCGAUGAAGCAGUGCUGGACUCCUCUUACAUCGCUGCUGCAGCAGCACCUCCGUCACCCGCCUUCACAUUUGCUUCUGCGCAUCACACAGCCAUUCUGCUGUCGCGCACCGAACGCAGCGUACGCCAACCAGCGUCCCCAUCAUCAUCCCAGGCGGAUGCGGUGGAGCAAGCGGCACCAGCUGCGGGCUCAACGUCAGCGGCUUUGGACGGUCGGCGCGCUGGUGGUCAAGUGGCUGUGCGUCAUCAUGGCGGUGCCAAUGGUGGUGGCAUAGUGCGACGUUCCUCUGACGGUAGUCCGAAAACGAGAAGACUGAACAAUUUUAGAAACUCAAAUGGCAGUAGGCAUUUGCCCAGCAAUUUGGAUCGCAACGAGCGCUCGACCAUUUCACAUUUGUCGGGUUUGGCGCGCAAAAUUCAAAUCUACAUUAAGAAUCGCUUCAUACAACUGCUGCCCGAUGGUACGGUGAAUGGAACGCAGGACGAACAAAGUGAUUACACGAGAAGCGAGAAGCGCAAAGCAACCACUGACCAUGCGCUGGAUGAGAUACGAGUGCAGUUGCCGGCAGCGAAUUGCCAGCCUACAACCGCCACGAGACCUAACAGUUUUAGCCAAGCACCUCCACCAGCAGCCAAGUCAAGUCAAGUGAAGUGA
This is a messenger RNA of Anastrepha obliqua, 1701 nucleotides long. RefSeq names its product mucin-19-like. Lineage: Eukaryota; Metazoa; Arthropoda; Insecta; Diptera; Tephritidae. The coding region runs from base 1 to 1701 and encodes 566 amino acids. The transcript is spliced from 2 exons. The record is from RefSeq and is a predicted model, not a curated record.